UUAAGGUUGUUGCCGGGUAAGAUGGGUGUAAAACCUGCAAUUGGAAGAAAAUCUAACAAGAACCCACCUAUUUUUAGCCAUGAAUUUGUAAUCCAGAAUCAUGCGGAUAUUGUAUCAUGUGCGGUUAUGGUUUUCUUGGUGGGACUGAUGGUACAGUCGACAAGUCCAAUAGCUAGCUUGUUCAUCAGUCUGCAUCACAAUGUGAGUGGUGUGGAGCCGACACGAGAAGCGCCAAAGGGCGAACCAUUCCUCUAUGAAGCUGGGUGGAAGGACUCUUGUGCCGUGUUCUUUUACUCGCUAGUGUGCAUUGUUAUGCACGCUAUCCUUCAAGAGUACUUUUUAGAUAAAAUUUCAAAGAAGUUCCACCUGUCAAAAUCCCGGUUGAGUGCACUGAACGAGUCCGGCCAGUUGGUAGUGUUUCACCUUCUCACCUUGCUAUGGGGAGGUGACGCUAUCCUAAGAGAAGGCUUCAUCUUCAAUAUCUCUCAGCUUUGGGAUGAAUACCCCAAUCACCCAAUGAGCUUUCUGCUAAAAUUAUGGUGGAUCGUACAAGCUGCGUACUGGAUUCACACCGUUCCUGAGUUGUACUUCCAACGCGUUAAGAAAGACGAGUGGGCCGGCCGCAUCAGACACGCCGCCGGCGCUUUCGCAUUUGUUUUUGCUGCCUAUUUCUUGAAAUUCCAAAGAGUGGGAGUUUGCUUGGUAGUGCUCCAUUCUCUGGCAGAGUUCGUAACUCACUGCUACCGCCUCACCACGACUCUGAGAGUUGAGCGGGAGGACUUCAUUGAGAAACUGCUCGGUUUGGUGAACGGCACAGUGUUCGUGGGUGUGCGGUUGUGCUCGCUGGUGCUAGGUGUGCUGACGUUCUAUUUCGGUCUUGCCGGCGCCGCGCCACUACUGCUGCGUGUCGCUGCACUCUCCGUGCUUGUCUCCUUCCAGGUGUAUCUAAUGUUCAACUUCAUUUCUGAAGUGAUCAACAAACGCCAAGGGUCCCGCCAGCAGGCGCAGAGCAAACCCAAGAAGGAGAAGAAAGAAAAAUCCAAGAAAGAGAAAGUAAAGAAAGACAAGGCGCUCGUAGAAGAGUCGGAUCUGCCAGAAGUGGACCAGAACACAAACAAGACAAUGCGACAACGGCAGCCCUCCGCUAAAGCCAAGUGAGGGCGGCCUAAAGACCUCUACAUACGCUCAUUUGACAAACUCACUUCAUAGGACUUUAACCCAACGUAAAGGAGUCGUUCCACUAUAAUCACUUCGGUUCAUGUCAAUCAGUGUUAGUCUUAAUGUUGUUUAUUAAAGCACAAACAUUACUAUACGCAGACUGUUCGACAGCAUUUACGUACAGCGGAAUCGAACAUUUCCGUUAUAUUACCUUAUACAUGUGUAUCUUAAGUGUAGGUAGGGAUAUUUCAAAUUUACGAAUAUCUCUGUAAGUACUUGAUAUUUGGUCUACCGUAGCCGUGUCGUAUAUUAUUAAAUGUAUUGUAUUAUGUAUAAAUGACUGUGUCGAAAUAUUUUGUAAAACCUACACCCGUUUAGACUGCGAACACGCUAUUGUCGUUAAAAGUAUAGUGGAUACAGGGUUGUAAAAAUAUCUCCUAAAGUGUAAAAAAACUGUAGGGUAAAGUGUUGUUUAUAUGGUA
Hyposmocoma kahamanoa is the source of this 1640-nucleotide messenger RNA. RefSeq names its product translocating chain-associated membrane protein 1 (gene TRAM). Gene Ontology annotation, molecular function: sphingosine N-acyltransferase activity. Bases 22 to 1158 code for a protein of 378 amino acids. Gene Ontology annotation, biological process: ceramide biosynthetic process; SRP-dependent cotranslational protein targeting to membrane, translocation; protein insertion into ER membrane. Gene Ontology annotation, cellular component: endoplasmic reticulum membrane. The record is from RefSeq and is a predicted model, not a curated record. The transcript has 8 exons. Lineage: Eukaryota; Metazoa; Arthropoda; Insecta; Lepidoptera; Cosmopterigidae.